This is a messenger RNA of Poeciliopsis prolifica (blackstripe livebearer), 1517 nucleotides long. RefSeq lists its product as uncharacterized. NCBI's taxonomy places the organism in Eukaryota, Metazoa, Chordata, Actinopteri, Cyprinodontiformes, Poeciliidae. Bases 11 to 964 code for a protein of 317 amino acids. The transcript is spliced from 6 exons. The record is from RefSeq and is a predicted model, not a curated record. Gene Ontology annotation, molecular function: signaling receptor activity. Gene Ontology annotation, cellular component: cell surface.
GCAGCUCAGGAUGAAGGUCUGUCUCACUCUGAUCUGCCUCUUCCUCCUCAUCGCUCUGCAGGAUGGAGAAACUGUAAGAAACUUCUACAGAGAGGAAGGAGGAAACUUCACAGUUACAUGUAAAUUUGGUUAUUAUGGAAAGAAAAGGUUUCUUUGUAAGGAAACUUGUGAAGGAAAAAAUAUUCUCAUUGAAACAACCGAAGACAGAGAUGAGAACGGCAGAUUCAGCAUCAAAUAUGAGAGAAGAAAUAUUUUUAAAUCUGAUUUUCUGCAUGUGUGGAUCACUGAUCUGAAACCGUCAGACUCAGGACGGUACCAGUGUCGCUCCGAUGAAACCCUUCGUGGAACUCUAUACGAUCAUUUUGAUCUUUCUGUGAUUGAAGAUUCUUCAAAACCAAAAUGGACUCCGAGACCUUCUAUAGGAUCAACUUUUAUCCCAGCAGCCGCCACUAAAACAACAAUUAAAACAACAACAGAAGCAACAACAACAAGAACAACAGCAACAACAACAACAACAACAACAUCAACUCAGAGUUUCUCUCUUCCUCCAUCUGAAACCAACAAACUCUCUGAUAAACCAGCUGCAGCUUCAGGUUCUUUUUCUCAGAAUAAACUGAGACAAACUCUAAUCGUCCCUGCAGAUCUGAUGCCUUAUGUGGGUCUGGUUCUGGUUCUGGUCGUCCUGAUCGUCUCCUUGGCAGCAGCUCUACUGAUUUUCAUCAAGAGGAAAAACUUCAAGCAACAGAAAGGUUCUUCAGAAGAAACAGAAAACAGCAAAAACUUCCAGGCUAAAGAUGAUGCAGUAGAGUACUCUGAGGUCCAGUUCCUGAAUGGUGCCUCGCCUUCAGCCCACAGCGCCCCCUGUGGUCAUGCAGAAAACGCCACUUACUCAGAGAUUCAGAUGAACUUUACAAACUGCAGCAAUGAUUCUGCUCUUUACUCCAACAUCAGUUUACAGCAGUAGCUCUGCUCUGGUUCUGCUAAAACGUUACUGUUUUUAUUCCUCUAAAAAUAAUUAUUCUGAUUUAUAUAUGAGAGACAUAACUACAGAAAUAGUUCAGAAACUGAAAUUUGCUUCCAGUAAUUUUCUGCUUCGAGAACAUAAAUCUCUAAAAGUAACAAAACAGAUGGAAAUUAAAUAAAUGUAUGUAUUUCUUAACUUUUAUUUAAUAUCAGAGUAGAAAUAUAUGGCGUGAUACAUCACAUUAAUGAAAGGGAAAUAAAAUCCUGGGUCAAAGGGUAUUGUGUUGCAAAGAAUGAAUAUUAUUAAAUUAAAGAAAUUUCUCAUUAUUUCUGGUUACAUUUAAUCAUUUAAAUUAAUCUUGGAUGUGUACAGACAUUACUUUUUGUUACAUCAGAUGAACCGAAUGUCUUAAUGUUAAUGUCGUUGAUCAGUAAAAUUAAAAACUGAUGUAAACUGUUUUCCUUCAACUUUCUUGUUAAUCUAUUUUGAUAUGAACUGAAAAGGCUGAUAUAUUUAUGUAAAAUUGAUGAGAAAAUAAAUUUUAUCCUUUUAA